Molecule: messenger RNA, 867 nt
Organism: Linnemannia hyalina
Lineage: Eukaryota; Fungi; Mortierellomycota; Mortierellomycetes; Mortierellales; Mortierellaceae
Source: the annotation of a GenBank genome assembly
AUGCUGAACUUGCCCGUGGAAACAAGCGUCAAAUACAUUCACAAGGCCUUUGGUCUCUUUGGCUGGUUCGCCAUCCUUGUUGCCACCACGUACUUCUACGUUAAAAAUGGAUGUCCUCAUACGGAAACAGUUUAUUCCUCCUCGUGCUCUCCAUACACGUACUCAGCUGGAUUGGUCCCUGGCACCUCAAUUCCACCAAUCUAUCUCUAUAAACCUAUCACUCUUUCCGGCAACACUGUUGCCUGCUUCAUGGACCGAUACAUCUACACAUUCCAAAAUUACCGUGGCCCUGGCUAUUCUCAAACCUUUCGCUCCGAACUGUAUUGCAAUCAAGCCUAUACCGGAAACGCCAGCUUGGUCCCUAGCAGCUCCUAUGAACCUGUGUUUAACCGCACCAACUAUGCCAAAUUCGCAUAUGUCAAUAGUCCCAAGGCCGUUGCCCACGUCAUGAUGGCUGUGAUUAGAGAGCCCAACCAAACAAACACUGCUUCCACUUCUGACAUCAGUCAAGCAGGCUGUCACUAUAUUCAAGGCGAUCAUGAUUACGACUCAUGCGGACUCGACUACUCCAACAAAACGGAAACUACCGUCAACAUCACGCUGAUAAUGAAGGAGUACUUUGACGGUUCAAAAGCGCUGAUGACCGUUCUCAACACAGAGACCCUGUUCGCAUGUGAGAGAUGUCGUGUCCAAGAUAUUACCUUCCGUAAUUUUACUGCCUACCUUGCUGGAUUGUCGACCUACAUUGGUGGAUUUACCACCAUGUUCUUGAUCUUGAUCGGCCCGUGUUACGUGACCGGUAUAAUCCAGCUGUUGAAGAGAGGGAGAGAGGAGGAGGGUGGUGAAGAAUUGUCUAGAUUGAUGUAG